CCAGACCUCACCCCUUCACGCCCCCCAGUCUCCAGUGUGCGCUCGUCCCAGCCUGAGGCCGCCGCCUCCGGGAAGUUCUCCCGCCUUGCAGCCGCCGGCCCGGGAUCCCGCGUAGUCCCUCCCGUGUGUUUGUGCGGAAUCUUCGGCGCGGCGGAGCCUUGGAGGGGCCAGUCUCGCCCCCUGGCCCCCUUGCUUCCCGCUGGGGGUCCUGCGAUGGGCGUGGGGUGGUGGUGCCAUUGUGCAGAGCAUAGGCUCCGGAGUCCCGCGGCCUGGUUCGAAUCCUUGUUUUGCUACUUCCUGGCGCUGGGACCCAGAGCAAGAAUGAUCACCAAGACCCACAAAGGAGAGCUGGGCCUUGGGCUCCCAGAGAAGAAGAAGAAGAAGAAGAAGGUAGUCAAAGAACCAGAGACUCAGUACUCGGUUUUACACAGUGACAAUUAUUUCACUGAGGUUUGUCCCACAAGAGCCACGUCCCCCUCGAAGAAUGUGGUCCAAGGGCAGGCACCCGAGAUGCCUCUAGUGAAGAAAAAGAAGAAGAAAAAGCAGGGCCCCGGCACCCUCUGUGAGGAGCACGUAGAACCUGAGACCACGGUGCGUGCCAGGCGCACAGAGAAGUCGCCCAGCCCCGGGAAGCAGGCUCUUGGUCCGUCUGAGUUUGUCAGUGGGGAGAAGAAAAAGAAGAGGAAGGCCUCGUGGCCUCUGGCCAUGUCCCCUAGCUCGAGGGUGAAGACCUCCCCAGACCCCAGACAGGGCGAAGAGGCAACCAGAGAUGGCAAGAAGCUCAAAAAACACAAGAAGGAGAAAAAGGCCCAGGAGGCCACGGCCUUCUCAGCCAGGGACCAUUGGUUCUGCGAGGCUGGGGAUGCUCUGUACCCUUACUCAGUGGGGAAGGAUGGCGGGGAUCAGGCAGUCUCGGGGCAGAAACGGAAACAGGGGAGCCCCAGGGAACACAAUGUGAAGAUGAAGAAGAAAAGGAAAAUCCACCAGGAGGAAGACACCCCCUUAGGGCACCCCGAGCUCCCCAGGUCCAUAAAGAAGAGCCCUAGGAAAGGAAGUAAAAAGAAACCAGUCAAAAUCGAGGCUCCAGAAUACAUCGCAAUAGAAGAUGACACCAAGGCCCCUGCGAAGAAGAAAAUGAAGUCCAAGAAAAAGGCAGAGCAGCCAGGCAUUGAAGAGCCAGCUCUGAAGAGGAAGAAAAAGAAAAAGAAGAAAGAGAGCAGAGUAGCAGGAGAACCUUGGGAGGAGGAGCCGGACACAGACUUAGAGGUGGUACUGGAGAAGAAAGGCAACAUGGACGAGGCGCACAUAGACCAGGUGAGGCGGAAGGCCCUGCAAGAAGAGAUCGAUCGGGAGUCGGGCAAAACGGAAGCUUCUGAAACCAGGCACUGGACGGGAACUCAGUUUGGCCAGUGGGAUACUGCUGGUUUUGAAAAUGAGGAACAGAAACUGAAAUUUCUCAAACUUAUGGGUGGCUUUAAAAAUCUGUCCCCUUCAUUCAGCCGCCCCCCUAACCUGAUCGGAAGGCCCAACAUGGCCCUCAACAAGAAGGCAGCCGACACGCUGCAGCGGAACCUGCAGCAGGACUACGAGCGGGCCAUGAGCUGGAAGUACAGCCGGGGGGCCGGCCUCGGCUUCUCCACCGCCCCACACAAAGUCUUCUAUAUUGACAGGAACGCUUCCAAGUCAAUCAAGUUUGAAGAUUAAACUCUGCUGUCUUGUCCCCCCAAAACAGCCAGAAUUGCUUUUAUUAUUCAGUUAUGCAGAUGAAAGCCAUCUGAGGGUUGUCUGGCAUCGAACUCCUGCACAGAUUAAGGACAAGUAUGUUGAUGUGCUUGGACAAACCGGGGUGGGGGCAGCUCAUGUUUCGGGAGCCAAGAGAACGUGGGAGUGGCUAAACCCCACUAUUUUCUGUUAGCCUUCCAUCCCUGCUGGAAGACAUCAGCGUGUAUAAAUAAUAACAGCGAAGACUUGUGGAGGACUCGGUAUGUGCCAGGCACAUACUGAAGUGUUUCCCUUGCAUUAACGUAUUUAAUCUUCAUAAUUAUGAAACAGGUGCUAUUAUUAUCCCCAUCUUCUAGAUGAGGAAACUGAGGUUCAGGGAGGAAGUAAUAAAAUUGCCUGGGGUCACCCAGCCAGUAAGUGCCAGCUGUUGUGCUUUGUACCCCACGCCCUACGUCACUCUUCACUACUCUGAACGCCCCCUCUAGUAAUCCCUGGAAUACUCACUGGGGAUUAAACUCUUGAUUGAAGAAACAGAAGUUUAUUACAUGUCUGAAUCCCAAACAAACAGAAGCAGAGUUAGUGAUAAAGGGGAUGAGCAAGCUCAUUUUCCCUUCCCCGUCUUAACGUAGCUGCAGGCAAAGAGGUGACUGAAUUGCUCUCAAGUAGAUGUUGCUGAGUUUCCUCUGCUCCUGGGAAAUGUGUUUCUAAACCAAUCUUGCCUUUUCCAGCUGCCUGCCUUCCACCCCCAGUGCUGAGCUUGGAUUUAAUCUUUUUCCUUUAACUGGAUUCUGGACAUGGCAGUUUAGAAAGCAGUUAGUGCUCCAUUGGGAAAUCCCCAGGGAUGUGUUGAUUAGGUAAGUUUCAAUCAAUCACAAGGAAGAGAAUCCGAGGUGACUUCUGUGGGGGAGGUCGAGUGGCAGGAAGCAUGGACACGUGGGGAUGACACCGGAAGUUGCCUCGUCAGCUGUAGGGACAAUGUUUCUAAGCCUGGACUCCAGCCAGCCUCACAGAGCCCCAGGUGCAAUGGCCUGAGCGACAUAUGACCACCCUCUCUCCAUUCACCUGGCAUUUUGUUUCCUAAAAUAUAGGUUCUGACUGGGACAUUUUCAUAUCACUUGGUCUGAAUGCCUCCUACAAAUAUCCCAUCUCAGGCAGGCCUCAUCAGCCAGGAAAUUCAAUCUCACGUGGCAGAAAGUCCUGAUGUGUAGAGGGUUGAUUCAGCAGCUCACCAAGGAAACGUUCUUUACCUCUCUGCUCCAUCACUCUCAGUGUUGGCUUCAUCAGGCUGGUGGAAGAUGACUGUAGCAAUUCAAGACAGCAUAUCGAAACACUAGAACAUUCCAGAAGAAGAAAAACCUUGUGGCUCAAGGAAACUUCCAGAAACCCCUCAAGAGACCUUGCGUCAUAACUCUGCCCAGCAAUGGGUCAUAUGCCUAUUCCUGAACCAGCCUCUGGCAUGUGGAGCAAAAUUUUCCUCAGGCCAGUCAGGAAGGAAGAGUGAGGAGCGGAUGUUAGCGAGACAAACGUGGGGUCCACUACUGCCCCACUGGGCAGAGGUGAGGCAGGCCUGCCCGGGUCUUGACCAACAGCUUGGUCAGGUCAAGAGUUCUACAAAUCUGCGGUAGCAGUGACUCGGGUGGCCUGUUUCCCUCAGAACGUGAACUUGGCCUUUCACGGAUUCAACCCUGAGAUACAUAAUGGAAGAGGGCAUCUGAAUGCCUAGAAGCUUUGGAUUUUUACUGAGUGUGGGAGAGAUGGGCAGGGGAGGUCUGGCAUCCAGCAGGACCAAGGUCUUAGUUGAAUAUUUAACGACCCUGUUGUCAAACUUGUUGCUUUUUCUCCCUUGGGGAUUUCUCACUGACUGACCCUCCUUCUAUGGCAGGGCCCUUCCUGCCUUACAAUUGCCCUUGUCCAGCUGUCCCCUAAACCUCAUGAUUCUUAACCACUAUAUUCCUUAGGGGGAUUUCUGCUGUCUCUGCUUUAGCCCACUAGGCCCUGCCCUGCGGCCACCUUUCCACAAGUAGACUGGCCUGUCAAAAUAUUUGCCAAAUAGACAGUUCUCCCCUAAAAGAAAUUGUGUAUUCAGCUCUACAAACUUAGAACUCUUCAGCGUUGUGAUCAGCAGAAUAAUGUCCCCCGUCCCCAAAGAUGUCCCCAUCCUAAUCACCAGCACCUGUGGAUAUGUUAGGAUACAAGACACAGGGGAGUUUAAGGGAGCAGAUGGAUUUAAGGUUGCUAAUCAGCUGACCUUAAGAUUAUCCUGGAUUAUCUGGUGGGCCCAAUCGAAUCACAAGAGUCUUUAAAUGUAGAAGAGGGAGGCAGAAGAGUCAGAGACUUGUAAGCAAGAUUGGACAGCUGUUUUGAAGAUGGAGGAAGGGGCCACAAGCCAAGGAAUGCAAGUGGCCUCUAGAAGCUGGAAAAGGCCAGAAAACUGAUUCUCCCCUAGAACCUCUGGAAGGAAUGCAGCCCUGCGGACACCUUCAUUUUGGAGGUAAGCCAACUAGGACCAGAUGGAUUUCUGACCAAUAGGACUGUGAGGAGAUAAAAUUGUGUGGUUUUAAGCCACUAAGUUUGUGGUAGUUUGUUAAAGCAGCAAUAGAGAACUUAAUACAGGUCUCAUGCAGUUUUCCUCAUUUUUACCUUAUUUCCUAAAAUUCAUGGAUUUUUUUAUUGUUCCGUCAUCCUUUGUAAUGACAGAAGACUUAAUCCUGUGUAGGCGUCGUUUUCAAAGACUGCUAACUGACAGUAAAGGGCUGGGGAAGACCUCACAAAAGCAGAACCUCUAAGCCUCUGCCUGGGCUGGGCAGCGGAUAGUGCAGAAUCUCCUUUGGUGUAAUGUUUACCUGACCUAACGUGAAGGUCCAAGUUCAGGUUAGUGUAAGAGUAUUAUAAGAGUUCACUCACUCAGGCUUGGGAGCUAAUGCUGUCUGAUGUGUACAGCCUCAAAGUAGAAGAAAUGACCUAAAGCACAUAAUUUGUGAAUUUGCCCAUUGUUUUUCACUUAAAUAGUAUCAUAUAGUAAAAGUGGUAUAUGAAAUAAUGUUAAUGGAAAUAAUUUUGUGAAAUAAAGGCCACUUGGGAAUAUUUGAGCAAUGCUA
This is a messenger RNA of Diceros bicornis minor, 4820 nucleotides long. It is a transcript of the gene KNOP1, whose product is annotated as lysine rich nucleolar protein 1. NCBI's taxonomy places the organism in Eukaryota, Metazoa, Chordata, Mammalia, Perissodactyla, Rhinocerotidae. Bases 214 to 1704 code for a protein of 496 amino acids. The transcript is spliced from 5 exons. The record is from RefSeq and is a predicted model, not a curated record.